ACACUUGCUCACAACAACUUCAUGACUGCAGAGAGACAGAAAUACACUUGGACAUCAUCAUUCUAGAGGUUUAUCUUUAUGAAUGCCAUUAUGCUCUGGCUGUUGCUGGUGGGAUGCUGUGGGCUUUCUUCCAUCAAAUGCUCAGUGGCUAAGGAAACCACAGAGCGUAUAAUCCAGAAGCCACGAUAUUAUGGUGUCAAAACCGGGGCCUAUGUGGAAAUUCACUGCCUUCCCCCAGAGUCACAGAAGUCAGAAACAUGGCAGUGGUAUUGGGCUGCUGAGCACAACGGAACCAAAAAUCUACUGCCAGGACAAAGGAAGAAUGUUCAAGACAAAGGCAGGUCUCUCCGCAUCAUGAAAGUGAAACCAGAGGACAGUGGAGUGUACUUCUGCAAGACAGCCAAUAAAUGGGGACCAGGGACUGGGCUUAAAGUUGUCAAAAACAUUAAUGUAACCGAGGCGCUGUACAGGACCAAUAUGAAGGAUGGUCUCAUGAUUUUCCAGGGUCUCCUGCUAGCUGUCUGUAUUGCUGCUUUAAUACGAUGCAACCGAGAACUGUUUGAAAGGGGAGACAGUGUGUAUGAAGAGCCUGAGACAGAUCACAUCUAUGAGGGUUUGGAGAUCGAGACAUGUGGAGGGGAUCUAUAUGAGGAACUGCCUGUGUAUGAAGACACUGAUGGAGCUGGAGCAGAGGCCCCAUGGGAGUGAGACUAAACUACUCGUCACCUGCCUACAUCUACAACCUCACAAUAUUUUACUUUUUACAGUUUGUUGGUUUUAAAAGUCAUAGUUACCUGAAAUGAGGAGUCUCGGGCAUAGUCUAGGGUGGACACUUUUUACUUUCUACCUUUCAAGGUAUUUUUUGUAAAUAUGUAACAGCAUGCUCAUCCUAAAUUGCUUGCAAUACAUGACAUGCUAAAUUUAUGCAGUGCUUAUGUUGUUCUGGAUUAACUUUGACAGUUUCAGCUGUAAUUUUGGUGCUAAGGAUGCUUUUUUAAAACUUGGGUUUGUGUUUUGAAAAAGUGUAAGAAGAAGUACAUUUUUUUUACUUUGCAUGCUUUGUAGCCUGAAAAGACCCGACUUUUUCUUUAGUUGUUUGGUAUUUGCAUACCUUAGAGCUGCAACUUUAAGAUGAUUAAAUGAUUAUGGAAUCAAAAGAUUCCACAAUGACCUCUCACAUAUAUAGAUUUCAUGUUUUUUAAGCAUAGAUGUCACUAUAAGCUGGUUCAUGCCUUUUGGAUGUGAGGAUUUACUGUUUUAUUUCUCAUUAAUAAGUUGUCCUCAAAUGGUCUAGCCUCAGGACCAGUAGUGUAAUGGUCCAUGUAGAAGUGGGUAUUUAUAUUCCCUUUACUGGGUAUUCUCUUAAUUUAGAAGAGGGUACUCUAUGGAGACUAGAAAAAAUAGUGGGUAUACCCUGUAUACUUGCAUAUACCCUACACCAGGCGUGUCAAACUCAGUCACAACAGGGUAAGAUUCUGAAUUUUGGUCUAACCUGAGAGCCUCACAGGGUCAACAUUUCAUCAUGAACUGUCAACCUCAUUUUCACCAGUUAUAAAGCACUGAUGAUAAAUAAUUUUGAGAGUUAAAAAAGUCAAACCGAUAACUUUAAAGGCUCAAUAAAACAUCAAAUGUAGGUAUUCAAAGGGUCAAAACAGGAAGAUAAAAGUCAAACUAUUUUUUUAAAUGGCGAUAUAUGAGAAAGAAAGUCAAAAUCAUUAGUUUUAAAGGUAAAAAUAUGAGGUAAAAUUCUAAAUUAAGAGUUCAAAAGGGUCAAAAUAUGAA
Molecule: messenger RNA, 1782 nt
Organism: Cheilinus undulatus (humphead wrasse)
Lineage: Eukaryota; Metazoa; Chordata; Actinopteri; Labriformes; Labridae
Gene: cd79b
Product: CD79b molecule, immunoglobulin-associated beta
Exons: 5
Coding region: 79-708 (209 amino acids)
Biological process (GO): B cell differentiation; B cell receptor signaling pathway
Cellular component (GO): B cell receptor complex; external side of plasma membrane
Source: RefSeq, a predicted model, not a curated record